AUGAGAAUUAUCGUUGUCGGUGCAGGCAUAGGCGGCCUCUCCGCCGCGCUCGCGCUCUCCAUCAGUGGUCAUCGCGUAACGAUACUCGAAUCCGCUCCUCAGCUCGCGGAAAUCGGCGCCGGCGUCCAACUCACACCUGACGCCAUUAAAUUCUUCUUUCAAUGGGGCUUACGGGACGAUAUUCUCUCCAAAGCCGCCUUGCCUGGGAGCUUUUUCAUUCACGAGUCCAAAACAGGCAGGGUUCUGCGGGAGAUCAAGAUUUCCGAGCUAGAGGGUGAAUAUGGAGCCCCGUAUGUCGUUGUGCACAGGGGCGUGUUGCAUGAGAUUUUGCACAGGCAUGGCGUGAAGGCUGGGGCGGAAGUGAGGGUGAAUUCGAGGGUUGUGGAAUAUGAGUUCGAAAAUGGCGCCGUGGUGUUGAAAGAUGGUGAGCGAGUGUGUGCUGACUUGGUGGUUUGCUGUGAUGGAAUCAACUCAUUCGGUCGACAACAAUUCCUCAAAGACCAAGAUAAAGGGGCUCAAAAGACUGGAUGGGCUGCGUACAGAAUGAUGGUCGACGUCUCCAAAAUCCAGGAAAAUCCCGAGACUUCCGAGCUCGUGGCCCAGCAUAAUAAUCAUCUAUGGAUAGGCGAACGCUGCUCGGCCAUGAUCUACAUGAUCCACAAUGCCACCGUGUUGAACAUGGUCAUGUCACACCCUGACGACGUUGAUACCACUCACUGGUCGUCCGAGCGGUAUAUGGAGGAAAUUAAAUCCCUAUUCCAGGGCUGGGAUAAGAGGGACAAUAGAUUAACAAACCUGAUCGAGAUGGCGAGACCAACCGUUCAAAACUGGCCUAUAUAUCAGGUACCCCCUCUCCCUAAGUGGAUCUCAGAAUCCGGAAAAUUCGUCAUAAUGGGAGACGCUGCGCAUGCUAUGGCAUUUUAUUUAUCUAUGGCCCUAUCUAUCUUCGAAUCUGUCCGGAAGCCACGCGCCGAAGCCGUGCAACGGGCCAGUCUCCUCGCGGGGAACAUCCUGCAUUUACCGCCAGGUCAAGCACAGGUGAUUCGUGAUGCAACGAUGCAAGCUGACGGCGCCGUCCACAAAGGGGAUGAAAAGUAUGUGUAUGGAAUUGCAGAUCGAGCAACGAGGGAUUCGUGCUAUGGAUAUGAUGCAGCAAAAGAGGUGAGAAAGGAGUGGGAGAGUGUAAGUAAGACCUCAGCGAACUAG
Rhinocladiella mackenziei CBS 650.93 is the source of this 1206-nucleotide messenger RNA. RefSeq lists its product as uncharacterized. The coding region runs from base 1 to 1206 and encodes 401 amino acids. The transcript is spliced from 5 exons. Lineage: Eukaryota; Fungi; Ascomycota; Eurotiomycetes; Chaetothyriales; Herpotrichiellaceae. The record is from RefSeq and is a predicted model, not a curated record. Gene Ontology annotation, biological process: secondary metabolite biosynthetic process. Gene Ontology annotation, molecular function: FAD binding; monooxygenase activity.